GUGAGACCACAUUACCUUGAUUGCCCAAACAUGGUGCCAAACUCAGAUCCCAAAUCUCACUUACCUUCCAUACAACUAUAUACUAUCUUCAAGUUAACUUUUUGUUAACAUAUCCAAAUCCUUAAAAUAAAACUCGUUUAUUUCAAACUAGAAGAUGAGCAAGCAGCAUUAUUGUUCAUUUUCUACUUCUUAUCUUUUUCAUGUUGUUGUUCUGUUUCUGCUUCUAGCUCCAAUAGUGACUGAAUCGGCUGGUCGCUUGGGCUUUGUCUACUCUAGAAACAGAGGAAGAUGCACUCCACAGUAUUGGAGCAGUAGGAGAGAGGCAUGGCCGAGGAUGAUACCAGAGGGAUCAUCAAUAUCAAAAGUGUUCGGGUCUAGAGCUUAUGAACGAUAUCGUUACGACCUGACCUUGUUGGAAGCAACGUCAAGGAACGACGACAAAGAAAACGUGUUUGCUCGGUUAGUUAAGGAAUCCACAGCUGCCCUCAUCAAUUCCUAUACCAGGAAAGGGUAUCCCUACAGUGCUUGGGAGGUGAAGACUGCGGUUAUUCAAGGUCUGGUUUCUAACGAGUCUGCUGCGUUCCAAGCCAAACGAUUUUAUGAGGCAAACCGGGCUUGUGAUUAAGUUUAAAGGGUUUAUCUAACUUGUGUCUUUUUAAAAUUAAAUUUUUUUGAAGUUCUAAUCAAGUUAUAUUUUGGUCUUGUGAGAUCUAUAGUUAGUGCAAUUGUGGUCUCAUCUACUACUAAAUCAAAUGAUUGUGUGUUUAUCAUUGUAUUUCGAGCAA
Erigeron canadensis is the source of this 785-nucleotide messenger RNA. RefSeq lists its product as uncharacterized. The record is from RefSeq and is a predicted model, not a curated record. Bases 155 to 625 code for a protein of 156 amino acids. The transcript has 2 exons. NCBI's taxonomy places the organism in Eukaryota, Viridiplantae, Streptophyta, Magnoliopsida, Asterales, Asteraceae.